UUGCAGUUCUCCAUUGUGGCCUGCAGAGGGAGCGUCAUCUUUCAUCUUUCACUGCUGCUGCUUUUCAGGAGCGUCUGAUCUUCGUUCGCCUUCUCGCGUUAUAGCCUCUUAAAGCUCCCGGAUGACGCGGAGCCGAUCGCUUAAUAUAAUAGCGUACCUCCAAACGAACUAACCGGCCUUCGACGAGUUUCGACGGAGCACCGUGAUGAAUUUCUCCCUUCGUCACACAGGCGGGCGGAACGAAGCUCCGCUAGAACACCAUUAGUGUAUGUGUGUAAAAAUAUAUAUAUGUGGAUCCAACCGAACCCGGACCGGAUCAUGAACCCGCCGCUGUGUCGCGUGCCGUGCUGAAGUGGCGGCCUGAAAACGGCGCGAGUCUCGCGCUGCUUCUGCGGUUAGCCUGAUCGCUGCUAACGGGCCUUAAAAAGCCCAGUCUGAUUUCUACAGUCUGAUCUAAACAGCCGUGUGAGCUUUAAUAAGAUCCUCCAGCGGGGAGAGCAGAGGAUGGCCGGCCGUCUGAGCGCUGAGGAGGAGCAGGCCACAAAGCAGUUUUUGGAGGAAAUCAACAAAUGGACGUCCCAACAUGGUGUCUCGCCGUUGUCCUGGGACGUGGCCGUGAAGUUUCUGAUGGCCCGCAAGUUUGAUGUUCUGCGAGCAAUUGAGCUUUUUCACAGCUACAGGGAGACACGUCUUAGGGAGGGCAUCGUCAAACUGCAGCCUCACGAGGAGCCAUUACGCUCUGAGCUGUUGAGUGGGAAGUUCACUGUGUUGGGUGUCCGGGACCCGUCUGGCGCAUCCAUCGCCCUCUACACGGCUAAACUGCACCAUCCCAGCAAAACAGGAAACCAUGUGGUUCUUCAGGCCCUGUUCUACCUACUGGACCGAGCUGUGGAGAGUUUUGAGACUCAGAGAAAUGGACUGGUCUUCAUUUAUGACAUGGCUGGAUCCAACUACACUAACUUUGAACUGGACCUCAGCAAAAAGAUCCUCAAUUUGCUGAAGGGUGCGUUCCCAGCACGGCUGAAGAAAGUGCUUAUCGUUGGAGCUCCUGUGUGGUUCAGGGUCCCGUAUAACCUUUUAAGUCUGUUACUGAAGGAGAAGCUCAGAGAACGGGUUCAAAUGGUGAAGAUGGGCGACCUGCGACAGCAUCUGCCCAGAGACUGUUUACCUGAGCACCUUGGCGGCUGUUUGCCUCUGGACGUGCACAGCUGGAACCUGCAGCUGCUGUCCGAGCAGAACAGGCGCGUGGACCCCGUGGAUGAGCUGGUGGGGAUUCCGCUGGAGAACACGUCCAUACACAUCCCUGGACCUGAGGUCAUGUGUCUGGCCGAGCUCAUGGCCCACCUGAACCGGGCCCAGCGCAGCGGGAUCUACCUGGAGUAUGAGGAGCUUCGCAGAGAGCAGCCACCUGGAACCUUCACCUAUGCGCUGGCUGCUCACAACCAGGAGCGGAAUCGCUAUGGCGACGUGCUGUGUCUCGAUCAGACUCGUGUGCGACUCGAAGCAAGGAGAAAUGAGAGAUCAGACUACAUAAAUGCCAGCUUCAUGGAUGGAUACAAACAGAAAAAUGCAUAUAUUGGGACUCAGGGUCCAUUGGAAAAAACCUACGGUGAUUUCUGGAGAAUGGUUUGGGAGCAAAGUGUGCUUGUCAUCGUCAUGACAACAAGGACGGAUGAGGGGGGCCGGAGGAAGUGUGGACAGUACUGGCCCAAGGAAGAGGGCGGUCAGGAGGUAUACGGGCACAUCGCUGUGGUCAAUCACAGAGUGGACAAACAUGCACAUUUCAACCAAACCACACUUGAGCUGCACAACACUGAGACAUUCGAACAGAGACAGGUGACUCAUUUUCAGUUCCUCAGCUGGCCUGAUUACGGGGUCCCAUCCUCCGCACUGUCUCUGAUUGACUUCCUGGGUGCCGUGAAGCACCAGCAGCAGUGGGCGGUCCAGGCUUUCGGCUCACAGUGGAGGGGUCAUCCGCUCGACCCGCCCAUGGUGGUCCACUGCAGCGCCGGCAUCGGCCGGACUGGUACUUUUUGUGCGCUGAAUAUCUGCCUGUCCCAGCUGCAGGACGUCGGGACUCUUAACGUUUGCCAGACGGUUCGACGGAUGAGAGCGCAACGUGCCUUCAGCAUCCAAACACCCGAGCAGUACUAUUUCUGCCACACCGCCAUCCUCGAGCACGCCCAGAGGCAGGGCCUACUUUCAGCCAAUCAGUGAGCAGCAGGGCCCACUUGUAGCCAAUCAGAGACCGAAAAGGUCUAAUCUCAACCAAUCAGUAAGAGGCAAGGCCUGCUCUCCUCCAAUCAUAAGACAAUACUCGUUCUUGAUUGAUCGGCGACUCUUAGACAGGAUAAUUCCCAAUUAAAAUCACUGGGUUUUUGAUUAAUCUGUCAUUAUCAAAAGACAGGCAGCAUAAAUAGUAACCAUAACUGACUCCGUAUGAAGAGGGUGUCUAAAUGUUCAGUGAUCCAGCUAUAGUGUAGUCUAUGUAAUGUUGUGCUGCAUUUUGUGCAGUUUAUUCUGUGAAUUUGUCAAAAUUCAUGCAUUUCACAUGAAGCUUCAAAUCAGCCGCGCUCAAAUGUGAUCCAGGACAAACGAACGUACCGAACAUACAAUUUCUAGAAAUUGGAGUCAUUUGUCAUGCUGUAGGUCUUUUUAUUUCAUAACACCUCAGACCAACUGUCCGUUCUCGUGUUUAUGUGGGGUUAAUUUGCCCACAAACAAAGUCUUUAUUUACUCACAAUCGUGUCGUUUCAAAUCCAUUUUACUUGUUUUUUUUCUGUGUAACAGCUGAAUGUAAUUAUACUCCUUUUGUGUUUCA
Sinocyclocheilus rhinocerous is the source of this 2821-nucleotide messenger RNA. RefSeq names its product tyrosine-protein phosphatase non-receptor type 9-like. The transcript is spliced from 13 exons. The record is from RefSeq and is a predicted model, not a curated record. The coding region runs from base 505 to 2217 and encodes 570 amino acids. Lineage: Eukaryota; Metazoa; Chordata; Actinopteri; Cypriniformes; Cyprinidae. Gene Ontology annotation, biological process: protein dephosphorylation. Gene Ontology annotation, molecular function: protein tyrosine phosphatase activity.